AUGGCGGACCAAGAGGCGACAGCCAAGCGAGCAGCGGGGUUGACGAAGCUCUUCAACGCCGUCAUUCACGGCAAUCGCGACAUCAAGACGGUGGGCGAUGGUAAUCGGUUUCUGGAGGCAUUCUGUUCUCAAGAGGACGCCUCGAAGUGUGUGGAGCGCCUGAUUGCGUCUCCGGCAGGGUUAGCGGCGGUCUCUAUCGCAUUCAGGUUGACACGUGAGAGCACGUUUCUCAACGGCUUGGCGACAUCCGUCAUCCUCCGACUCGCCGAGCCAUCGGUCAAGCAACUCUACAGUGGCCAGUUUCUGCAACGCGUCCUUGAACAGAUUGUACAACCACCUACAUUUUGGAACACACUCGUUGAGGCACACAUUGCUCAUGUGCUUUCCAGCGAUGCCACGCGUGCCUUCGCGUGGCUCCUACUGGAGCUGCUAUACAGCCGCUCGGAGGACAUCCCAGACGUGCGCGACAUUGCAGAGCGUGCCACUAACAAUGGAUCAUUCAUCAACUCGAACUCCCUAGAUGUCCGCAAUAUCGGUCAGAAGAUCAAACACGUCCUAGACAGCACGUCUGACGAAUCCGCCGAUGGCCCGGGCGGGCGACACGACAACGACUUUACUCAGAUCCAUAAGAUCAAGCUCCUACCAACGCCAGACGAAUUCGCAUGCUCCGAACAUCCGUUCUACAGACGCGCAGAUUCUAUCGCGUCUGCCCCAUUGGAGAGUCGUGGGCUGACUCAUAUUGACAACCAGUUUCGCCUGCUUCGUGAAGAUCUCUUGGGCGAACUGCGCAACGAUUUUCAGAUCGCUAGUGGUCAGAAGAAAGGACGACGGAAGAUAAUCCUCGAGCACCUGAAGUAUGCUGGUAUCGACUGCGGAUCGGAAACGAAACGCAAGCCUUGCUCGCUAAAACUCUCCUGCCCAGACGACAUUCCACAGCUACGCAAUGUCAAGGGCGCUGCUCGCAAGAAGUACCUCGCCGACAACAGAAACGUCCUGAAACACCAGUCACUCGGCUGCCUCAUUAGCAAUGGCAAUAUUGUCGCAUUCGCAACUGUAGACCGUGACGAAGACCUUCUUGCUCAGCAACCUGCUAUCGUCGUGCUGCGUAUAGCCGACGCUAGUUCGUUUGGCAAAGUGCUAAUGGCAUGUAAGCUCGCAGCGGACCUCAGCUUUGUGCAAGUGGAUACCGCGGUUUUCGCGUAUGAACCUAUUCUCAAACGUCUCCAGUCCUUGACUGAGCUGCCACUGGAGGAUCAGCUCCUCAGCCUCACUCCAGAUUCCGCUGAAACAGUCUCUGGCAUCCAACCGACCAAGACCAUCAACGCCAUCUGUGACCAUUGGGAAGAAGACCUUCAAGACAUCAUUGGAAGUAGUCACUCCAUCAAACUGGAUCAAGCCCAGGCAGAUUCUCUAUUGACUGGUCUACUGAAAAAGGUCAGCCUUAUUCAAGGCCCACCAGGAACUGGUAAAAGUUUCAUCGGCGCACUCAUCGCAAAGAUAUUACACGAUCAGACGAAGGAGAGAAUGCUCAUACUCACAUACACGAAUCAUGCUCUGGACCAAUUCUUAGAAGACAUCCAAAAGGCUGGCAUCCCUGCUAGCUCGAUUGUACGACUAGGAUCGAAAUCGAAUGCCAAUACUCGUGCACUCAGCAUCAAAGAACAGCCGAACAACUACAGAAUGACUGCGCAAACAUGGACUUCAAUUCAAGACCAAAAGGUGGAAGCUGAGUCUUAUCAUGACGCGCUAGUCACAAGGAUGGCAUCUUUUGCUUCUACGCGGCUCAGUGAACGAAUGCUUCUCGAUUUCUUGGAGUUCUCUGAUGAUUCAGAAUACUUCGAUGCAUUCGUCGUGCCUGAAAAUGAAGAUGGCAUGACGAUGAUGGGGAAAAACAAUAGGCGCAUCGAUGAGUAUUAUCUAGUCAAGAGAUGGCUUAAAGGUGAAGACGCGGGGGUCUUCUCCAGUCACGCGAUGCAGACCUAUCCUCACGUUUGGAAUGUCCCGCCACAGCUCCGCUGUGAUCUCCAGGCGCAGUGGAACAAGACCAUCCUUGAAGAACGAGUCGCUGAAAUCAGUACGCUUGCCGAUAAGUACAACAAGUGUCGUGCCCAGAUCGAUCGAUUAUUUCGCGAGAAAAACUCCCACGUGCUUGGUCAGAAACAAAUCAUAGGGUGCACUACAACGGCAGCUGCCAUGUACAGCGACGAUAUCCGUAAGGCGUCACCUGGCAUCGUUCUGGUGGAAGAAGCUGGAGAGAUUUUGGAAAGCCAUAUACUUACAGCUUUAACUCCGACCACGAAGCAACUCGUCCUGAUUGGUGAUCACAAGCAGCUACGGCCUAAAGUCAACAACUAUGCCUUGACUGUAGAGGGAGGAGAUGGGUACGAUCUUGAUGUUUCCCUGUUCGAACGUCUUGUGCUUAGUGGAGUCCCUCAUACCACCCUUCGCAAGCAGCAUCGUAUGCGCCCCGAGAUCUCAUCUCUCGUCAGAUCACUUACUUAUCCGGAGUUAAAAGAUGCUGAGAAGACUCAGGGUCGACCGGACCUACGCGGCUUCCAGAGCAACGUCAUCUUCGUAUCACAUUCACGUCCUGAGCUCAACGCAAUCAAGAUUGCUGACCGCCGUGAUGGUGGCGCGAAUUCCAGUAAGGAGAACUUGUAUGAAGCUGAGAUGAUGCUGAAGUGUGUGCGAUAUCUUGGUCAGCAGGGCUAUGGGACGGAAGACAUCGUGGUACUUACACCUUACCUGGGCCAGCUAUACCUGCUAGUGAACACUUUAUCAAAGGAGAACGAUCCCAUUCUGAACGACUUGGAUUCUCAUGAGUUGAUUCAAGCUGGUCUGGUCACACCAGCUAGCGCAAACAUAUCCAAGCGCAAGCUUCGCAUAUCAACUAUCGACAACUAUCAAGGGGAAGAGAGCGAUAUUGUAAUCGCAUGUCUCACACGAAGUAACAAGGCCGGGGACAUCGGUUUCAUGGCUUCUCCUCAGCGUAUCAAUGUGUUACUUUCACGAGCACGGAAUGCUUUGAUCAUGAUAGGCAAUGCAAACACGUUCAUGAGUAGUCGCAAAGGCAAGGAAGUUUGGGUACCGCUCAUGGAUCAGCUGAAGCGAGAUGGCCACGUUUACGACGGUUUCCCUAUCAAAUGUGAGCAACAUCCAGAAAAGACUGCGCUUUUAACCGAGAAAGAGCACUUUGAUACAGUAUGCCCAGAUGGCGGUUGUUCUGAACCAUGUGGCAAGACACUCAACUGUGGCCUUCAUGCUUGCCCCUACCGAUGCCAUCAGUUACAGGAUCACUCGCGUAUGGACUGCAAAGUCAUCAUCUCUUCGACUUGUCCCAGCAAUCAUAAGACUUCAAGAAGGUGUCAUGUGAAAGCCGCGGCACAUUGCCAGAAGUGUGAAGCCGAAGUGAGAGCGCAAGAAAAGAAGCGUCAACGAGAACAUGAGCUAAACGAAGAGCGAGAGGCAAAGCAACGUGCGUAUAAGGCACGACUAGUUGAGAUCGACGAAGAGAUCCAGCACCACAAGCGCGUGCUGAAAGCGCAGGCAGAGGACAGAGAUCGCCAGCAAGCGCUCGAACAGAAAAAGCAAGAUCUUCUCAAUCUGCAGGAGAAGAUCAAAAGUACUAGAAAGCAACCACUUUCAACGACUCCAGCAUCCGAAACAACAGCGUCGCCGUCGACCGGCGAUUCAGGGCUACGGAGGGAUUCUGCAUCGCACAACGCGGCUUCUCCUCACCGCGACGAGACUGCACCUAACGCCAUACCUACAUCGCCAGAUAAAGACCAGGAGCAGCCCAGUUGGGACAAGAGCGAAGCCAGGGAUGAUUGGGAGUGGCAAAAGAGAUAUGAGGGUGCUGAAAAUGAAGCUCUAGAUUCCCUCGUACCCAUGAUAGGACUGGAGUCCGUCAAGCAGCAAUUCCUCACGAUUAAGGCCAAAGUGGAUAUGGUGGUGCGCCAAGGGGUAUCGCUUAAUGCAGAGCGGUUUGGUGCCGCCCUUCUGGGAAACCCCGGCACAGGAAAAACAACGGUGGCUAGGUACUAUUCGAGGUUCCUGUCCGAAGUAGGAGCUCUGCCGGGAGAUCAUUUCAUUGAGAGCUCCGGAUCAGCUCUCGCAAACGACGGCGUGUCCGCUUGCAAAGCCUCUAUCGAUAAAAUCCUCGAAGAAGGUGGCGGCGUGUUCUUUAUAGACGAAGCAUAUCAAUUAGUAUCUGGGAACAGCCCUGGUGGUAAAGCAGUAUUGGACUACCUGCUUGCAGAGAUUGAGAACUUGACCGGCAAAGUUGUUUUUGUAUUGGCGGGCUACCACAAGCAGAUGGAAGCUUUCUUCGCUCACAAUCCAGGCAUCCCAAGCCGUAUACCAAUACGAAUGGAGUUCCAAGACUACGAAGACCGCGAAUUGCAACAAAUCUUCUGCCAGUACAUCGACAAAAAGUAUUCGGGGCGCAUGAAGAUUGAAGGCGGUAUGAAUGGACUCUACAACAAGAUCGCACAGAUCACCGAGCAUCAGGCAAGGCGACUAAGGAAAGAGAGACGAGCUGGCAAGAUACCGAAUGACCAUUUUCUGACGAAGGAGGAUUUGAUUGGACCAGAACCUUCGUCAGUGCUCAAGAACAACGCUACCUGGACGAAGCUGCAGAAGCUUACCGGCCUGUCAUCAGUGAAGGAGUCUGUACAAGUUCUCCUUGACGGGAUACAGACGAACUAUCAGCUCGAAAUGCAAGAGAAGCCUAUUAUCCAGUACUCGCUUAAUCGCUGCUUCAUAGGUUCCCCGGGAACAGGCAAGACCACUGUAGCAAAGCUUUAUGGGCGCAUUCUGGCCGACAUUGGGCUUCUUUCUAACGGAGAAGUCGUCGUGAAAAGCCCAGCGGACUUUGUUGGUAGUGUUCUAGGAGGCUCCGAAGCUAACACGAAAGCCAUCUUGGCGUCCACUAUCGGCAAAGUUCUCAUUGUUGAUGAGGCUUACAUGUUGGCUAGUGGUGCUGCUGGUGAUCCCUACAAAGCUGCAGUUAUUGACACCAUCGUCGCGGAAGUCCAGAGCACUGCAGGCGAAGACCGAUGCGUACUUUUGUUGGGAUACAAGGACCAAAUGGAAGAGAUGUUUCGGGACGUCAAUCCUGGCCUUGCGAGACGGUUUCCACUAGAGUCUGCGUUCGUCUUUGAAGACUUCAACGACACUGAGAUUCGUCAAAUCUUUGACUUCAAGCUCAAGGGUAUCGAUUUUGAUGCUACGGAUCAAGCUAAGAAGGUUGCCAUGGAAGUCAUACAACGUGCGCGCAACCGCCCAAACUUCGGCAACGCAGGCGAAGUCGACAUUAUCCUGGAUCGCGCAAAGGCUUUACACCAGAAACACAACUCUUCUGGGAAAGUAAAGCAAUUUGGCACGUUUGAAGCUAUUGACUUUGACCCAGAUUUUGACCGUGGUGAACGUGCAGCCACUGAGAUUUCUGCUCUCUUCCAAGACGUGGUAGGAUGUGAAGAACUUAUCAAACAGUUCCAGGGUUACCAAAACACUGCUGCAACCCUGAAAGCUCUCGGGAUGGAUGCUCGAGAACAGCUACCCUUCAGCUUUCUUUUCAAGGGACCGCCGGGGACUGGCAAAACUACCACGGCUGCAAAGAUGGGCAAGAUCUUCUACGACAUGGGCUUUCUCAGCCAGGCCAGCGUGGAAGAAUGUUCCGCUACCGAUCUAAUCGGACAGUAUGUGGGCCACACUGGGCCAAAGGUGCAAAAGCUCAUGGAAAAGGCUAUGGGUAAAGUUCUUUUCAUCGAUGAGGCCUAUCGCCUUGCAGAAGGUGGAUUCGCGACUGAGGCGAUGGAUGAGCUGGUUGACUGCCUCACCAAACCAAAGUUCGCGCAAAGACUCGUGGUCAUUCUAGCCGGCUACGACAAGGACAUCGAUCGGUUGAUGAGCAUGAAUCCUGGCCUGACCAGUCGCUUCCCCGAGACGGUUUUAUUCAAGCAUCUCGACCCGGAAACAUGCUUCAAGCUUCUUGUCAAAGAUCUACAGAAGAGGAAGAAGAAAGCGCCACUUGAUCUGUCGGUCCUCGAUCCGCCAACAUCAGAACUAUUGCGAAAACUGCUGCAGCUCUUCCGCGAAAUGUCAGUACUGGAAUCGUGGGGUAACGCUCGCGACGUGAAAUCGCUCGCGAAGAGCAUGUUUCAGGCACUCAUCUCUACGGCUGUACGUCCGAUUACUAAUCUCAUACUCACGCAAACGAUCGUCAUGAGCACUAUGGAAAAAAUGCUGGAUGAACGUUCCCGACGAAAUGCCGCUGUUGGUACAAACCGCUUCGACAAGUCGAUACCUCUACGACCAAUGCCGCAGCCACAGAUGCAGAAUUCGGCACCGCCGAUGGCGCGAAGUUUAGAUAUCGACACGGAUACUGCCCCACCACCAACUGUGAUCAGCACGGACAAGCAAGAAGAAGAGCUAAAGUCAAUGGAGAAGAAACCUAAGCUUGCAGUAGAGCCCGAAGACCCCUUCGACUCAAUCUUCAAAGCCAAGCGCGACCCGGGCGUGUCCGACGAAGUAUGGGAACAACUAGAACGCGACAAACAUGCCAUGGUCACUAAAGAGCGCGAGUUUCGUCAUAUGCAAGAAGAGAAGCGAGAGUACGAAGAGCGUAUCAAGGAGUUCAUCCGUGCGGAGAAAGCCGCCGCCGAUGAAGAAGAGCGGCGUGUCCGAGAGCAAGCGCGCAUUGCAGCUGAACUGGAGAGGCGGCGUCGCGACGAGGAAUUGGCAGCUAUCGAGCGAGAGCGACAAAAGGAGAUGGAGAGGCAGAAAAAGCUGAAGGUGUUGGGUCGAUGCCCAAUGGGUUACAUGUGGAUCAAGCAGGCUAGUGGAUACAGGUGUGCGGGUGGGAGCCAUACGCUUUCCGAUAGUUAUGUUGAUUCGGUAUCUUUCUAA
Alternaria burnsii is the source of this 6909-nucleotide messenger RNA. Its product is annotated as p-loop containing nucleoside triphosphate hydrolase protein. NCBI's taxonomy places the organism in Eukaryota, Fungi, Ascomycota, Dothideomycetes, Pleosporales, Pleosporaceae. The record is from RefSeq and is a predicted model, not a curated record. The transcript has 3 exons. Gene Ontology annotation, molecular function: ATP hydrolysis activity; ATP binding; helicase activity. Bases 1 to 6909 code for a protein of 2302 amino acids.